AAUCCACUACCCCUCGUUAGCUCCAAAUCCACCGCACGGCCACUGCAGCCAUGGAAAGAGGCCAACCCGGCCCAAAUCCGAGAACGCCGAUGAACGACUCCCUCGACUCGACCCCGGUGGGGAUAAAUCGGAGAAAGCUGGCCGAGGCCUGAAGCAAAGCAAGUUGGAAGUACCCCGACCCGACCCGACCCCACCACGUACGAUUACGAUCUCGCCACGCCACCCGCACUCGCACGCGCCACCACUCAAGGCUGCGCCUGCCGCCUGCGCUACUGCGGCCGCGCCGCCACCCGCGCGACAACCACAGCCACGGGCGGCGAGCCGCGACCGGCGGUGGGUGGACAAGUAAUGGUGGCGCCGGAGGGAGUCGGAGUCGGAGGAGGCCCAUCGCGGUGGCCGGCAGCGGAGGAGCUUGACAUUGUACGGAAGAAGGUGGCUGAGAUAAGUGGAAGAGAUGAAAAAGAGGUUAGGGUAGUUGCUUGCCCUUACAGGAUUUGUCCAUUGGGGGCUCAUAUUGAUCAUCAGGGUGGAAUAGUCACAGCUAUGACCAUAAAUUAUGGAGUACUUCUUGGUUUUGUGCCCUCUAAUGAUUCUGAGGUUUUACUUCAAUCUGGUCAAUUUAAAGGUGUUAUACAAUUCAGAGUCGAUGACUUGCAAAAACCUAUUGAUAACCCAGAAAACAUAAACUGGGAAAGCUAUGCAAGAGGUGCUGUUUAUGCUCUGCAAAAUAGUGGGUAUGAUCUCAGGAAGGGUAUUAUAGGCUAUAUUUCUGGGGUGAAAGGAUUAGACAGUUCAGGGCUUAGUUCUUCUGCAGCGGUUGGCAUAGCCUAUCUGCUGGCUUUGGAAAAUGUAAAUGAUCUGGUCAUAUCACCAGUGGAUAACAUUCAGUUGGACAAGUCCAUUGAAAAUAAAUAUUUGGGUCUUGAAAAUGGUAUUCUAGAUCCAUCAGCCAUUUUGCUUUCACGCUAUGGUUAUCUCACCUUCAUGGACUGCAAGACCGCUUCACCUUCCCACGUCUACUUCUCGGAGCUGAGUAAAAGCCAGCAGCCUCAGGGAGAGCUACCAUUCAAGAUUUUGUUGGCAUUUUCAGGGCUGCAGCAUAAUCUACCUAAGAAGCGUGGAUAUAAUACACGAGUUUUUGAGUGCAAAGAGGCUGCCCGUGCUCUUUUGCACACUGCAGGCUGUGAAGAUACACCAAAUAUACUUCGUAACGUUGACCCAGUUGUAUAUGAAACCAAGAAGGGUGUAUUGGAAGAAAAUCUUUCCAGAAGAGCUGAGCACUACUUUUCUGAAAUGAAGCGUGUCGCUAAGGGUAGAGACGCAUGGGCUCGUGGGAACCUGCAAGAACUUGGGCAGUUGAUCUCCGCAUCUGGCCGUAGCUCCAUACUCAACUACGAAUGCGGGAGCAAAGAGAUGAUACAGCUGUACGAGAUCCUCCUCAAGGCCCCCGGCGUCCUCGGCGCACGGUUCAGCGGCGCCGGCUUCAGGGGAUGCUGCCUGGCGAUCGUGGAGAGCGACCGCGCGGAGGCGGCGGCCGCGUACGUUGCAGCCGAGUACGAGAAGGCCCAGCCCGAGCUGGUCUCCAGGAUCCCCGCGGAUCGCCGCGUGCUGGUCUGCGAGCCCGGGGACUCCGCGCGCGUCGUACUGCCCGACGACGACCGCCUCCGUUCCUGAUGGGCCCUGACCGAGGCGGCCGGCCGGCGGUGUAAAGAGCGCUGCUCCACGCUCAUUGUUCCGGGAGUGUCGCCUAUUGACGACGACGUAUAGUAUCCGAGUGUGCAGUAUGCAGAGCAUUGUUGUGCGUGUGCUUUCCAUUUGAUACAUUCGUUUGUACGGAGCAAUAAGCGUAGCGUUCGCGUUUGUAUCGAAGCAAUAAGGUUGUCGAGUAAAGAGAAGUGGAAUGUACUACCAGUAUAGACAAA
Messenger RNA from Setaria italica (foxtail millet), 1922 nucleotides. RefSeq names its product galacturonokinase. Lineage: Eukaryota; Viridiplantae; Streptophyta; Magnoliopsida; Poales; Poaceae. Gene Ontology annotation, biological process: galactose metabolic process. Gene Ontology annotation, cellular component: cytosol; cytoplasm. Bases 349 to 1674 code for a protein of 441 amino acids. Gene Ontology annotation, molecular function: ATP binding; galactokinase activity. The transcript has 14 exons. The record is from RefSeq and is a predicted model, not a curated record.